AUGGGGGAUCAAUCAGAAGGAGAAAAUUCACUGCAAGCAUACGAUGAUAAAAGUGAUGGUGGUGGAAAUUCAAGUAUUGAAGCAAGCGCUGCAACACUGAAAUGUUUGCGCGAAAUUUUAGAGCGCCGAGAAUUAGCCAUUGAAAAUUUGCGUCAAGCAGUGGCAAUGUUAAAACAUAAAAUUACCGUACAACAUAUUCGUUUAAAAAGUCUAAAUAAUAUUCAUAAGCUCCAAAAUCCAUUGAUUUCCUUACCGUUUGAACUUAUCAAGAUGAUCUUUUAUCUAUGUGAUGCUCUUACACGAUGUCGCAUUUGUUGCAUUAAUAAAAGAUUGGCUGAAGAAUUGAGCAGUUGGGCAGAUGUUCAACAUCUUUACUUGACAAGAGUACCAAUUAAAGAUGAAGCAAACAAAACUGUUGUAACGCAUGCCUAUCAAGCUCUCACCAAUUCUUCUACAGUGGGCGUAAUUCGUACUACUAAAGCUAUCCCAAUGCUUCAUAACUUACGCAAUGUGAAAACGAUUUUGGUGGAAUCUUCAACAAUGCGAUUUUUGGAUCGUUGCAAUAAGAUAUCAGUGGAAGAGGGCUUUUUUGCUUUGCUACAAAAACUAGAAACUGUCAAAUUAUGCAGUAUACGAGAUAAUUUGAGUCUUGCUUAUACUUUGAGCGACUUUCUCAAAUUGCCAAAUCUUCGCACGCUUCAUAUUCGAGAAACGCUAACCUUAGCUGAUGUUCCACCACUGGAUAAAAUUUGCGCCCCAAUUGAAGAUCUUCGAAUUUGCACACAUCGAAUGCGUAUUCCACAGCUACUGAUCAUAUGUCGAGCUUUAGCAAGCACUUUGCGACGUUUAGAACUGUUACUAACUGUUAUCAUACCGGAAGGAACUGCCACAGCUGAAAAUCGUAACGCCGCUGUUAUAGAAGUUGCAGAAACAAUGACUGCUAUGGAACAUUUGAAUCACUUAACGCUUGCACGAACUUUUCUUAAGCCUUCAACAAGCGAACAAAUAUUUGAGCUGCUGAAAAUGUUUCACUCAUUGUCAACAAUAACAUUCGAAGCAUUGCUUUUAAAUGACUUCGUACAACUUGCAAAUGUUCACCUACCGCCAUCAGUAAAACGAAUCAUAGUAACAGAAUCAAUCAAAAUCGAUCCGUCAUGGUAUCCACUUAAUUCUACUUCCAUGGAAUUCCUUGACGUUUUCAAUGAUGAAAGAAUGCCAAUAUUACAAGACGCGUGUCGUAGGGUACAGCGUGAGAUCACGUUACAACUUGGCCGUCUUCGUGGAUUUGGUCCAGCAACUAUAAAUUUCCAGUUGAGUCUUGUACGAAUUUUGGCCAAUAAGACGUCACCGAUGCGUUUUGGAAACCGAAAAGGAGAUUGCCGUGUAUUUCUCUGGAAAGGACGUAUUCUUACACGUAAGGAAUACUUGAAAAUGAAUGAUAUAAAUAUUGAUGGGAUUAUGUGA
Molecule: messenger RNA, 1464 nt
Organism: Cercopithifilaria johnstoni
Lineage: Eukaryota; Metazoa; Nematoda; Chromadorea; Rhabditida; Onchocercidae
Source: the annotation of a GenBank genome assembly